AUGUAUAGCAUGCUGGACACAGACAUCAAGAGCCCUGUGCAGCAGAGCAAUGCACAUACUGGGGGGCCUGGGACUCCAGGGGGCAAAGGCAAUGCCACCACUCCAGACCAGGACCGAGUCAAGCGACCCAUGAAUGCAUUCAUGGUAUGGUCCAGAGGGCAACGGAGGAAAAUGGCCCAGGAGAACCCUAAAAUGCACAAUUCUGAGAUCAGCAAGCGGCUGGGGGCUGACUGGAAGCUCCUGAGCGAUGCAGAGAAGAGACCCUUCAUUGAUGAGGCCAAAAGACUGAGAGCUGUCCACAUGAAGGAAUACCCGGAUUACAAGUACAGACCCAGGAGGAAGACCAAGACCCUUCUGAAGAAGGACAAAUACUCUCUGCCUGGCAAUCUCCUGGGUCCAGGGGUAAGUUCAGUAGCCAGCUCAGUUGGAGUUGGCCAGCGGAUAGACACUUAUGCCCACAUGAAUGGCUGGACUAAUGGGGCUUACAGCUUGAUGCAGGACCAGAUUGGGUACUCUCAACAUCCUGGCAUGAACAGCCCUCAAAUUCAGCAGAUGCACAGGUAUGACAUGACUGGUCUUCAGUAUAGCCCCAUGAUGUCUUCUGCUCAGACCUACAUGAACGCAGCUUCUACCUACAGCAUGUCACCAGCAGCCUACAACCAGCAAACCUCUACAGUCAUGAGCCUGGGAUCCAUGGGGUCGGUGGUCAAGUCGGAACCAAGUUCUCCUCCACCUGCAAUCACUUCUCACACUCAAAGAGCUUGCUUAGGAGACCUGAGAGAUAUGAUCAGCAUGUACCUUCCUCCAGGUGGAGAUGCAAGUGACCCAUCUUCCCUCCAGAACAGCAGACUACACAGUGUCCAUCAGCAUUACCAAAGUGCAGGGACUGGGGUCAAUGGCACUGUACCAUUAACGCACAUUUAA
This is a messenger RNA of Bufo bufo (common toad), 924 nucleotides long. It is a transcript of the gene SOX3, whose product is annotated as SRY-box transcription factor 3. The coding region runs from base 1 to 924 and encodes 307 amino acids. The transcript has a single exon. Gene Ontology annotation, biological process: cell differentiation; anatomical structure morphogenesis; regulation of DNA-templated transcription. NCBI's taxonomy places the organism in Eukaryota, Metazoa, Chordata, Amphibia, Anura, Bufonidae. Gene Ontology annotation, molecular function: RNA polymerase II cis-regulatory region sequence-specific DNA binding; DNA-binding transcription factor activity, RNA polymerase II-specific. The record is from RefSeq and is a predicted model, not a curated record.